This is a messenger RNA of Balaenoptera ricei (Rice's whale), 1155 nucleotides long. RefSeq names its product geranylgeranyl transferase type-2 subunit beta. The record is from RefSeq and is a predicted model, not a curated record. NCBI's taxonomy places the organism in Eukaryota, Metazoa, Chordata, Mammalia, Artiodactyla, Balaenopteridae. Gene Ontology annotation, cellular component: Rab-protein geranylgeranyltransferase complex. The transcript has a single exon. Gene Ontology annotation, biological process: protein geranylgeranylation. Gene Ontology annotation, molecular function: Rab geranylgeranyltransferase activity. The coding region runs from base 16 to 1011 and encodes 331 amino acids.
UUUUCGCUCUCAGACAUGGGCACACCGCAGAAGGAUGUUAUUAUCAAGUCAGAUGCACCCGACACCCUAUUAGUGGAGAAGCAUGCAGAUUAUAUAGCAUCCUAUGGCUCAAAGAAAGAUGAUUAUGAAUACUGUAUGUCUGAAUAUUUGAGAAUGAGUGGCAUCUAUUGGGGUCUGACUGUUAUGGAUCUCAUGGGACAGCUACAUCGCAUGAAUAGAGAAGAAAUUCUGACAUUUAUUAAGUCUUGUCAACACGAGUGUGGUGGAAUAAGUGCUAGUAUUGGACAUGAUCCUCAUCUUUUGUACACUCUUAGUGCUGUCCAGAUUCUUACUCUCUAUGAUAGUAUUAAUGUUAUUGAUGUAAAUAAAGUUGUGGAAUAUGUUCAGAGUCUACAGAAAGAAGACGGUUCUUUUGCUGGAGAUAUUUGGGGAGAAAUUGAUACAAGAUUCUCUUUUUGUGCGGUGGCAACUUUGGCUCUAUUGGGGAAGCUGGAUGCUAUUAAUGUGGAAAAGGCAAUCGAAUUUGUUUUAUCAUGUAUGAACUUUGAUGGUGGAUUUGGUUGCAGGCCAGGUUCUGAAUCCCAUGCUGGGCAGAUCUAUUGUUGCACAGGAUUCCUGGCUAUUACUAGUCAGUUGCAUCGAGUAAAUUCUGAUUUACUUGGUUGGUGGCUUUGUGAACGACAGCUUCCAUCAGGUGGACUCAAUGGAAGGCCCGAGAAGUUACCAGAUGUAUGCUAUUCUUGGUGGGUGUUGGCUUCCCUAAAGAUAAUUGGAAGGCUUCAUUGGAUUGACAGAGAGAAACUGCGCAGUUUCAUUUUAGCAUGUCAAGAUGAAGAAACGGGAGGAUUUGCGGACAGGCCAGGAGAUAUGGUAGAUCCUUUUCAUACUCUAUUUGGAAUUGCUGGAUUGUCACUUUUGGGAGAAGAACAGAUUAAACCUGUUAGCCCUGUUUUUUGCAUGCCUGAAGAAAUACUUCGGAGAGUGAAUGUUCAGCCUGAACUAGUGAGCUAGAUUAGAUCCCUUGAUGCAGAAGUUGCUUAGUGUAGUUUUACUGUUUUAACAUUUCAGUAUUUGAAGUGCUUAACAAACGUAAUGGCUGCCAUGUUAAUAUUUUGUACAUGAAUUGUGUUGAUUUUAAUAAAUUAUAUAAUUAUA